AUCAUCAUCUACAUCUUUUCUAUCAUUGCGGAAAAAUCCCAUUUCUUAUAUUCCGAAAAGAUUUUGUAGGAUAAUAUUUGAAUGAUGAUAUUUUAGUCUUCUGGAGCAGACAGUGAUUGACGCCUUCUGCCGACUUGGAUCCAGUGAAUGUAAGGCUAAUUACAAGAAACUUUUUGAUGAAGAAGUUGUAGCAAAAUGUCAGAAAAACGGCGCAAAGCCCAGUCAAUGUGCUAGUGUUGCCGCUCCUCUCCGGGCCAAAACCUACUGUUAUGGAGUUGAACAAGGAGGUGAUGCUGCUUUCAAAAAGGUAAUGGAACUCUACAUGGCAGAAAGCGUGCAAUUGGAGAAAGACAGUUUGCGUGAUGCUUUAGGAUGCCAUAAGGAUAUAACUGCACUAAAAGAGUAUCCUAUCCUACUUAUACUCACAAAAAAAUGGUAG
Messenger RNA from Strongylus vulgaris, 439 nucleotides. The record is from the annotation of a GenBank genome assembly. Lineage: Eukaryota; Metazoa; Nematoda; Chromadorea; Rhabditida; Strongylidae.